Molecule: messenger RNA, 1605 nt
Organism: Fusarium musae
Lineage: Eukaryota; Fungi; Ascomycota; Sordariomycetes; Hypocreales; Nectriaceae
Exons: 2
Coding region: 1-1605 (534 amino acids)
Source: RefSeq, a predicted model, not a curated record
AUGGGCAAUUCAAUCUCUUACACUACUUCAGACUGUCACGUCAACCUCCCAAACUCUGGAUCUCUCAAAGGUCUUCAGUUCGAUUCCAAGUCCCGUCGCUUCGCAGGUGUUCCCUACGCUCAACCUCCCGUCGGAAAUCUACGAUGGCGAAAACCUCAGCCUCUUCCUAAAACACAUCAAUACGAAUCUUUAGAUGGUUCACCAUUUGAUGCGACCCAUUUUGGACCGGUUUGUCCUCAGGCCAAUUACUCCAAGAACGUCAGCGAGCAUAUCCCCAAACAUGCAUACAGCGAGGAUUGUCUUAGACUUAAUGUCUGGACACCUGUGCCUGAUCCCAAGGAGCCGAACAAGAAAUGGCCUGUUAUGGUCUGGUUUCAUGGUGGUUGGUUCCAGGUUGGAGAUCCAAGUCAGGAAGAGAGUAUGGAUCCUACAGAACUCAUAUCCACCGGCGGAUUACAAGCUGUGUUUGUAGCCGUUGGUUACAGGCUCAAUGUCUUUGGCUUCCUCGCUGGCACGUCUUUGUUAGAAGAGUCUGGUGGUGGGGCUGUAGGGAACUACGGUCUCUGGGACCAACGUCUCGCUAUGGACUGGGUAUACGAGAACAUCGCGGCCUUUGGAGGAGAUCCUCAAAAUAUCAUUCUAGCGGGACGAAGUGCAGGAGCUUACUCCGUUCUCGCACAAGCACUCUAUGACUUCCGAGGCAAAGAAUCACAUGGUCAUUUUACAAGAAUGAUCAUGUACUCCAAUGCCAUUCCAACACAACCCAAGACUGUUCAAGAUUGCGAGGAGCAGUUUGAUGAGCUCUGCGAGUACUUCGGUGUACCUGCAGACGUCAGCGGCGCAGAGAAACUACGUAAUCUGCGAAGCAUCACCGCUGAUGAUCUAUCUUCUGCCAUUAUGGAACUGAAGAACCAUACUUUUCGUCCUGUGACAGACGAUCUGUUCAUUCACUCUGGUAUCUUUGACUACUAUCGCGACGGGUCAUUUGCGCGUGAGUUCAAGAAACGCGGAUUGAAGCUCUACAUUGGCGAAGUGCUUGAUGAAGAUACCCUCUACGCCGUUACAAACCCUCCCGAUCCCAACAUCUAUUCUCUUCAGAUGCAAAUAUCCAACUACUAUCCUCCCCACGUCACCGACCGUCUCCUCAAGCAUUAUAACCUUCCGCAAACAAAAGACAAAAAGGAUUGGCAAAAGAUCUUUGGGCGUAUCAUUGCCGAUGGUCAAGUCAGAGCUCCAUCACGAUAUCUAGUGGAUAAUCUGGUGCGCAAUGGUGUUGACAUCAAGAAUGUCUGGAGGUAUCUCAUCGCAUAUCGCCUUUCGUUCAUAACGAAUGAAGUUGCUCCAGCCUCGUUUGGUGUGAGCCAUGCUAUGGAUAGGCCUAUAUGGAACUACUCUAUUACUCAUGGACCAACGCCUGCAGAGAGAGAUCUUAUGGAUGCAUGGAUAAGAGAUCUCAGGGCUUUCGUCAACGAUGAAGAGGGGUAUGUGUUCGGCACUGAACUUACUACAGAGUACAAAGUCAUGCAACCGCAGGGAACAAUUGCGAUUGAACGAGAUAGUCGAUGGGAAGAACUUUUACAGGUUAUGGAUAUCUUUAGCGCGUAA